AUUAGGCGACAUAUUUUAAUGUUUCGAAUUAUUAAACUGAGCUAAGUGGUACAAAUAAUAGUCAAUGCGUGAACUGGCUCUUUGAUUGCUCCAUGCUGUUAAAGAUGAGAAGCAAAGACUGGGAGAUAGGCUUGAACGCAGGCUAUUGGGGGCCGUUGCAUAGAUAGGAGAUUUAUAUUUGGGCUCUGAAGAAUCACUGCCUAUGAUCGUAUGGCACUCACCCCUAAUCUCCACCUGGGUAGAAACAGGGAUCUAAGGAAGGCGAUUUAACGAAAGCACAUUGCUGUCCCAGGACUGGAGAGGUCCUGGGACUAUGGAUGUCCUGGGACUGGAGCGGUCCUGGGACUAUGGCUGUCCUGGGACUGGAGUGGUCCUGGGACUGGUGUGGUCGCCCAUAGCCCACCAAAGACCGGGACGGUGCAGUCCACACUGCGAUGCUUUAGGCUGCUCGAGCGCGUGGGGAAUCUCGUCCAUGUUCAUUGGUUCAGGGGGCACGCGACCCAGAGUCUUCCAGGGCGUCGCCGUUAGCCCUGUUGAAUGCCUCCCGUCCGCAACCAUUGCUGAAAUCUUCUUCCUGCACGAACGGGCUUACCGCAUCGGAAUCUACACCUUGCUUCUCCUUGGUGGCAAGAACCUGGUGCCUUUAGUUAGCGCAGCCAUCAUCGGCAGCUUUGGGUGGCGAUGGGUUUUUUGGAUCAUGGCCAUGAUUAUUGGUUUAGGCGGUGUUCUCCUCUUCCUGUUCGUCCCUGAAACUUUUUGGGAUCGAACUCCUCAUGCCCGACCACGACAUCCCUCAAAACGGCCAGGUUUUCUUCCUCGGCUUUCAUCUCGUCACCGGGCACCAGAAACCAGCUCUCACUUGCCUCCAGCAGACGACGUCCCUAACACCCCUUCGCCUCCGGACGCUGUGUUGGAGAAGCACAACGCUUCCCAUGUAGGUUUCGCUCCCGAAGCCCAUGCCGAUGGGCAGCAGACCCCAGCUUCUGAAACCGUGCAUCGACAAAGGGAUGUUCACGUGGGGCUUGCACAGUCCUCGGGCAUUGGGCGUAUCCACGAAUCUGAGAGUGUCCAUCCCGACAACAGCCACCGUCUAUCCUCCGACUCACCCAAAGCGGCGCUGCCUGCGUCCGACGAAAUGGCUGCGGCCAACUCUCCUUAUUUCACCAGUACGACAGGGAGCGAAUCUAACGCCAACUCUUUCAAAUCAGGGCCCAAACUUGAAAGCGAGGGAACUACCAGUUCUCAACUCAGAGGGCAACUCAAGGUUAUGGCUCGGCCCUUCAUCCUGUUUGCAUAUCCAGCGGUCCUCUGGUCAUCGGCUGUGUAUGCUUGCUCGGUCGGUUGGCUCAUCGUGAUUUCUGAAUCGAUAGCAAUGAUCUACCGCGAUCCGCACCUUUACAAAUUCGAUGCCCUUCAGACUGGCCUGGUUUAUAUUUCGCCAUUCGUUGGUGGCAUCCUGGGUACUGGCGUCGCGGGCAAAGUUAGCGACAUAAUCGUCAGAGCCAUGGCUCGACGCAAUGGCGGGCUCUACGAGCCCGAGUUCCGCCUCGUUAUGGCUGCGCCCAUCCUCAUCACAACAUGCGUGGGUCUAAUGGGCUUUGGAUGGUCGGCGGAGGAGAAGGACCACUGGAUGGUUCCCACGAUCUUCUUCGGCGCUAUCUCGUUCGGAUGUUCGCUUGGAUCGACAACAGCCAUCACCUUCUGUGUCGACAGUUACCGCCAAUACGCCGGAGAAGCAUGGGUGACGCUCAACUUUGCGAAGAAUGUUCUGCAUGGCCUGAUAUUCAGCUUGUUUGUGACACACUGGCUCAGGGCAGACGGUGCGAAGAUGGUCUACAUCUGGAUCGGCAUCAUUCAGCUGCUUUUAAUGCUAUGCCAAUCCCAAUGUAUGUUUACGGGAAGCGGGCGCGCAUGUGGACGGUUCGGGUCAGCUUGA
Molecule: messenger RNA, 1936 nt
Organism: Ilyonectria robusta
Lineage: Eukaryota; Fungi; Ascomycota; Sordariomycetes; Hypocreales; Nectriaceae
Product: major facilitator superfamily domain-containing protein
Exons: 4
Coding region: 314-1936 (540 amino acids)
Biological process (GO): transmembrane transport
Molecular function (GO): transmembrane transporter activity
Source: RefSeq, a predicted model, not a curated record